Molecule: messenger RNA, 2055 nt
Organism: Hyaena hyaena (striped hyena)
Lineage: Eukaryota; Metazoa; Chordata; Mammalia; Carnivora; Hyaenidae
Gene: FUT7
Product: fucosyltransferase 7
Exons: 2
Coding region: 445-1473 (342 amino acids)
Cellular component (GO): membrane
Molecular function (GO): alpha-(1->3)-fucosyltransferase activity
Source: RefSeq, a predicted model, not a curated record
GCAGAGCUGGGCGGGCGUCGGGCAGGGGAAGUGGGUGAUCCUACCGCAGGAGGGGCCUCCCAGGGACGUGCACCCUGCUUUCCGGGGCUGGGCGGUGGGCAGUGACUGGGCCCUUUACGGCGGGGGCUCUCCUGGGAAGAGGGGGUUGGCCUGGUAUUGGGCUCCGGAUGGCGCCCUCCUAUAACCGCCUGCCUCCCCCCACCCCCCGGCCAGAGGGUUAGAGGAGAACGCGGGCGAGUUAGCCAGGGCGGUGGUUGAUGCCAAAGGUCCCCCCUCCCCCACGAGGGCGGGGGCGGGGCAGGAGCAGGAAGAUGCUCUGGUUUCUCUCAUCUCGGGCAGAUGAAAGGAAGGCUGAGCGUGGGGGCGCCGCUGUGAUUUCAGGGUGCCUCUGCUAGUGGCUGCCGUGAUUGGAGAUUCUUGGGUGGCUAGAACUGGGCGCUGUGGAUGAGUAACCCCGGAUGUGGCCCCACUCAGAGGCAUCGGGCCUUGGGGACGCUGGCUGGAGCGGCCCUGCUCUCCACCCUAUGGGUCCUGUGGCAACUCAGGUCGGCCCCCGGGGCCACCCCCGCACCGCCGCCCACGCUCACCAUCCUCAUCUGGCACUGGCCCUUCACCGACCAGCCCCCAGAGCUGCCCAGCAACACCUGCGUCCGCUACGGGGUGACCCGCUGCCGCCUGAGCACCAACCACAGCCUGCUGGCCAGCGCGGAUGUCGUGGUCUUCCACCACCGCGAGCUGCAGAGCCAGCGGGCCCGCCUUCCGCUGGCCGAGCGGCCACCUGGGCAGCCCUGGGUGUGGGCCUCCAUGGAGUCGCCCAGCCACACCCACGGCCUCCACCGCCUCGGUGGCAUCUUUAACUGGGUGCUCAGCUACCGGCGUGACUCGGACAUCUUCGUGCCCUACGGCCGGCUGGAGCCUCGCCAGGGGCCCGCCCGGCCGCUGCCGGCCAAGAGCAGCGUGGCUGCCUGGGUGGUCAGCAACUUCCGGGAGCAGCAGCGCCGCGUGCAGCUGUACCGGCAGCUGGCACCUCACCUGCGGGUGGAUGUGUUCGGCCGUGCCAACGGGCGGCCUCUGUGUGCCGACUGCCUGCUGCCCACCGUGGCGCGCUACCUCUUCUACCUGUCUUUCGAGAACUCGCAGCACCGAGACUAUAUCACCGAGAAGUUUUGGCGUAACGCUCUGGCAGCGGGCACCGUCCCUGUGGUGCUGGGGCCCCCGAGGGCCACCUACGAGGCCUUUGCACCUGCUGAUGCCUUCGUGCACGUGGACGACUUCAGCACAGCCCAGGAGCUGGCCUCGUUCCUGGCGGGCAUGAACGAGAGCCGCUACCGGCGCUACUUUGCCUGGCGAGAGCGGCUCCGGGUGAGGCUGUUUGGAGACUGGCGAGAGCGCUUCUGUGCCAUCUGCACCCACUACCCCCGCCUACCCCGAGGCCAGGUCUACCAGGACCUUGAGGGCUGGUUCCAGGCCUGAGCUCUGGCUGCAGCAGGAGGCAGAGGAGGGCAGCUGGGUGCUAGCGGUAUGGGUGGAAGGCUGGGUGUUGAAAUCAAACCACCAGGCAUCCGGCCCCGACGCACAGCCAUCAGGUUAAUGCGGAGGCUGGGGUCAGAGGCUAGAAAGCAGGGGUCUAGGAGGAAUGGGCUGAUCUAAGCAGGCUGCCUGGAGGAGGCUGGUGAGCAUCGGAAUAAGCAUCUGCGGGUGAAGGUUGAGAGCAUGGAGUUAAUGGGAGUGCGUGUUGCUAGUGGGUCAAAGGUACAGGCUCCCACGCCCUCCGAGGACCUCCCUCCCCGGGGGCCUUGGUGAGAUGCUGGGUGAAGCAAGGCUACCCAGACACAGGCUGGGAGAGGCCAGAGGCUGGGCCUGGGGGUGUGCCCUCCUGCGGUCUGUGCGGGGAGACUGUGCCCCUGGGCCGCCUCCGUAGGUGAUCGUCGGCCAGUCGUGCGGCCACAUCACGUGCCCUCCACGGUGCUGCACCACCACGGGCAGACCUGUGCCAGGCCCAGGGACACCCGCCGUCCACUCUGGGAGGGGCAGCCACCAAUAAAGGGAGGCCGA